UCAGCAUAAACGCAGAGAGAGAUAGAGAGAGAGAGAGAGAGAGGAGAGCGAGAUCUAACAGCAAUGGGUUGAGUGGGAAGCAAACGCAGCUGUACAAACCACGAGAGAUUCAAAGCUCUAGUUUGUUUACCAGGAUUGAAUUGGAUGUCUUAAAAAUUAUAUUCAUUAGGUUCUGGCUUGGAUCAAUUGCUGGGAUCUUACGUUCUUGGUUUACAAAUUAAGCUUUUGUGUCAUUGUUAUAAUUAGUUUGCUGCAACGACCAGAAUCAUGGCAACACUGAAAAAUGCAGAAUCUAGAUGGAAGUAUUCUUGGUGGUGGGACAGCCAUAUAAGCCCCAAAAAUUCAAAAUGGCUUCAGGAGAAUCUUACAAGUAUGGAUGCCAAAGUUAAGGCGAUGAUCAAGCUAAUUGAAGAAGAUGCAGAUUCCUUUGCAAGGAGGGCAGAGAUGUACUACAAGAAACGUCCAGAGCUUAUGAAAUUGGUUGAAGAAUUCUAUCGAGCCUAUCGUGCAUUGGCUGAACGAUAUGAUCAUGCAACCGGGGUUAUUCGCCAGGCCCAUCGGACUCUGGCGGAAGCUUUUCCAAAUCAAGUACCCUUGGCACUUAUGGAUGACUCGCCUGCCAGUUCUACUUCUGAUACCGAUCCCCGUACACCUGAGUUGUCAAUCCCUGUGAGGGCAUUGUUUGACCCUGAUGAUAUCCAAAAGGAUGCUUUGGAACUUUCUUCAUCUCAUUCCCAUACCAUCAAGCACAAUGGGGAACUGACACAAGAGUCUGAUUCUGUGGCAAGUAGAAGGGGUUUGAAACAGGUUGGUGAUUUGUUUGGGCCCGGCGACCAUGCAAAAUUUGGAGAAGGGAAGGUGAGAAAGGGCCUCAACUUUCAUGACGCAGAGGAGAAAGAACGAAGUGUGCCAAGUAAUGAGAACCAGAAUUUCCUGAAUCAAGCCAUGUCUGAAUUGGAGCCGGGGGUUAAGUCUGAGAGGGAAGUGUUAGUCUUAAAGGAAGCCCUUGCCAAGCUAGAAGCCGAGAAGGAAGCUGGCCUAAGUCAGUACCAAAAGAGUUUGGAGAGAUUGUCUAAGCUGGAGUCAGAAGGCUCUCAUGCCCAAGAGGAUUCCAGAGAACUUGGUGUACGAGCAAGCAAAGCCGAAGCAGAAAUUCAAGCCUUGAAGGAUACCCUCACAAAAUUAGAAGCUGAAAAGGAAGCUAGCCUUCUGCAAUACCAGCAGUGCAUGGACAAAAUAUCUAAUCUAGAGAACAUAAUCUCUCGUGCCAAAGAGGAUGCUGCUGAACUUAAUAAGCGAGCGAGUAAAGCUGAAAUUGAUGCUCAGUCCAGAAAGCAAGGCCUUGCCAAAGUAGAAACUGAAAAAGAUGCUGCUCUCAAUCAGUACCAACAAUCUUUGGAGGCGAUCUCACAUCUGGAGAGCAGAUUACUGCAAACUGAAGAAAAUGCCAGAAAGUUUAGUGAGCGUGCUGACAAAGCCGAAAGGGAAAUCGAGACAUUGAAGCAAGCUAUUGCCAAAUUGACCGAAGAAAAGGAAGCUGCAGCUCUCCAGUACCACCAGUGCUUGGAAACUAUUUCCAGUCUAGAGCUUAAAAUCACAAAGGCUCAAGAUGAAGCUCAAAGGCUUAAUGAUGAGAUAGAUAGUGGAGUUGCGAAGUUAAAGGGUGCUGAAGAACGAUGUUGGCUGCUGGAGAGAUCAAAUGGGUCUCUCCACUCCCAGUUAGAAACUUUGGUGUUGAAGAUGGGAACUCAAAGUCAACAACUUACUGAGAAGCAGGAGGAGUUGGAAAGACUUGGGGCUUGCAUACAAGAAGAGCACUUGCGUUUUAUGGAGGCUGAAACUGCUUUCCAAACUUUGCAGCUUUUGUACUCUCAAGCUAAGGAUGAAUUAAGAUCCCUGACUUCUGAACUACAGAACAGGUCUCAAAUUUUAAGGGACAUGGAAACUCAUAAUCAAAGUUUGCAGGAUGAAAUCCUCAAGUUUAAGGAGGAGAAUAAGAGUCUCAAUGAGCUCAACUUGUCUUCGGCAAUGUCAAUGAAGGAUAUGCAAAAUGAGAUCUUUAACUUGAGGGAAAUAGAAGGGAAACUUGAGGAGGAGGUUGAGCUUCGAGUGGACCAGAGAAAUGCUCUCCAGCAAGAAAUUUAUUGUCUGAAAGAAAAACUGAAUGAAUUGAACACAAAACAUGAGGCUAUGUUGCACCAGGUGGAUGCAGUAGGCUUGAACCCAGAGUGCUUGGGGUCAUCAGUGAAGGAAUUGCAGGAUAAUAACUCAAAUUUAAAGGAAAUCUAUCAAAAAGAAAGGAGUGACAAAAUGGUUCUUUUGGAGAAAUUGAAAAUCUUGGAACAGCUUCUUGAGAAGAAUUCCUUUCUUGAGAAUUCCCUAUCCGAUUUAAGUGCUGAGCUAGAUGGGCUUAGAGGGAAAAUAAAAGAGUUGGAAGAAUCAUGCCAAUCUCUUCUAGCUGAGAGAUCUACUCUUGCUGAUGAGAAGGCUACUCUAAUCAUUCAGUUACAAGUAGCAACUGAUAGUUUGGAGAAACUCUCAGAGAAGAACACUGUUCUGGAAAAUUCCCUUUCUGAUGCACACGAUGGACUUGAAGGGUUCAAGGCAAACUCAAAGAGCUUAGAAGAUUCAUGCCAGUUGCUUGCUAAUCAGAAGGCUGAUGUGAUCAAUGAAAAGGAUGCUUUGAUUUCUCAGUUGGAAAUUACUGAGAAAAGAUUGGAAGAUGUGGGGAAAAGAUACAAAGAAUUAGAAGAGAAAUAUUCAGCAAUGGACAACGAGAGAGAAGCCAUGCUCUGCAAAGUAGAAGAGCUACAGGUUUCUUUGGAUGUGGAAAAACAAGAAAAUGCCACUUUUGCUCAUAUGAGUGAGAUGCAAUUGGCAGGUAUGGAAUCUCAAAUACAUCUUUUACAAGAACAAGGUCAGCAGAGGAAGAGAGAAUUUGAAGAAGAGCUAGAUAAAGCUUUGGAUUCUCAAAUUGAGAUUUUCAUCUUGCAGAGAUGUGCACGAGAUCUGGAAGAGAAGAACUUCAGUGUCUUGAUUGAAUGUCAAAAACUCUUAGAGGCAUCCAAAUCGUCAGAAAAACUGAUAUCUGAAUUAGAGAAAAAGAAUCUUGAUCAACAGAUGGAGGUGAAAUCUUUGUGUGAUCAAACCAAUGCUAUGAGAACAGGAAUAUAUCAGUUGUUGAAGGUUCUCAACAUUGUUCUAGACCAGGGAUCCGAGGAUAAGAUUGAACAAGACCAAACACUUCUGAGGCGCAUACUGAACAAAAUAGGAGAUACGAAUGAUUGCCUCUGUAAAACCAAGGAAGAAAAUCAGCAGCUGGCUGUUGAGUUGUCAGUUCUUGUUACGCUGCUUGGGCAGCUAAGGUUAGAGGCAGAACAUCUUCAGAUGGACAAAACAAUUAUUGAACUGGAGUUCAGGAUCAAGACUGAUCAGUUUGCGGUGUUGCAGAGUGAGGCCCUCAAACUCCAUGAGAUGAAUGAAGGCUUGAAAAUAAAAGUGAGGGAAGGAGAUCACAAAGAGGAUUUACUAACGACUGAGAUAGAGUCUCUCAGUGGGAAGUUGCUGGAUAUGCAAGGAGCUUACCAGAAUUUACUGAAAGAGAAUUCAGAAGUUCUUGAAGAAAAACAAUCCUUGACAAAGGAAUUAUUACAUUUGGAGGAAAAGAAGCACACCCUAGAAGAGGAAAACUGUGUUAUCUUUGGUGAAAUGGUAUCUCUGGGCAACCUCUCUUUAAUUUUCAAGAACUAUAUGGAUGAAAAGAAUGUAGAAUUAAAAGAGCUUGGUGAAAAUCUAGACAAACUUCAUGGUGCCCUUGGAGAGAAGUUAAGCUCGGUGGAGAAGAAGUUGGAAGAUGUAAACAUGGAAAAUCUGAACCUGAAAGAGACAUUGCAGAAGUCAGAGGCUGAGUUGAAAACUGUUACUUUGGUCCGAGAUCAUUUGAGUUGUGAGAUUGCAAACGGAACAAAUCUGUUAUAUCAAAAGGAAAUGGAACUUCUGGAAGCAAAACAGAAGCUCAAUGUCAUAGAGAUUGAGAGGUCAGAGUUGCAUAAAAUUUUAGAUGACCUGAAGGGGGCAUAUGAUGAGGUUAAGACGAUUAGAGAUGACCAAGAAAGGCAGGUUCUCAAACAAUCUGAAGACAAUGAUCAUCUGAAUAAGAUAAACAUUUGCCUUUGGGAAGAAAGUCAGACAUUGGACAUUGAACUGCACCGAUUGCAUGAAGAAUAUGAAGAAACUCAGAUUCGGGAGGAAAGUUUGCGCUCUGAACUGCAAAAGAGAAAGGAUGAGAUUGACAUGUUGGAGACAGAGGCUGCAGCAUUCUUCAGUGAAUUGCAGAUCUCAACUCUCUGUCAAGCUUUGUUUAAAGAGAAGGUCAAUGAGCUUGCUGAAGCAUAUGAGAGCCUUAAUGAUGAACGUACAUCCCAAGAUAUGGAUAUGAAAGUGCUGAAAGAAAAAUUUGGCAUUCUGCAAGAUGAAAAUGAAGGACUGAAAUCUCAGUUGGCUGCAUAUGGCCCAGCUGUCAUUUCUUUGAGGGACUGUAUAUCAUCCCUGGAGAAACUGCCCUCUUUACACGCCAAGAUUCAAACAUCUGACAAUGAGGAAGCAAAGGAUGCACAAUUGACAACUCAUCGACAUGUUGAAAGCCAUCUGGAAGAACACCAAGCUGCCAGUGUGCCAGAUGCACUCUCUGACUUGCAGGACUUGCAAACUAGGGUUAAAGCUAUCAAGGAUGUAUUUAUUGAGAUGGAGCAACUGGAAAAGCAGGAAAACUUAAAAGUGCAUACUGAACUAGAGGUUGCAAUGCGACAGAUUGAAGAGUUAAAAAUUGCAAGCAGCUUGCAUAGAGAAAAUGUUAAGCUGGCAUCCGAGAUCUCUGAGGCAGAGAAUGGACUCUUACCAAAAGACAUUAUGCUUGAUCAGAUAUCUGAAUGUUCAUCCCAUGGGAUAAGCAAGAGAGAAUAUGUUGAGGCUGAUAAUCAGAUGCUUGAGUUAUGGGAGACAGCUGAUUGGGAUGGCAGCAUCGAUCAAGCGAAAAAGGCAGUCACUGCACCCAUUGGGAAAGAUGCUGAUUACCAUCAGAUUGAAGCAGUAAAGAAACAGAAGGGUGAAUAUCACACUUCAGAUGUGCUUGUUGAGAAGGAGCUGGGUGUGGACAAAUUAAUGCUCUCUAAGAAAUCUGUGGAGCCCCAUCAGGAAGGAAACAAGAGGAAAGUCUUGGAGAGACUUAAUUCUGAUGUCCAAAAAUUGACAAACCUUCAAAUCUCUGUGCAAGAUUUGAAGAGAAAACUCGAGAUUACUGAAAAAAGCAAAAAGGGCAAAGCUAUUGUUGAAUAUGAUACUUUGAAGGGGCAGCUGGAAGAAGCCGAGAAGACCAUCCUGGAGUUGUUUGAUAUCAAUGGCAAAUUGAUGAAUAAUAUUGAAGAUAGUUCCUUCUCUCAUGAGGAGUCUACUCUGGAGUCAAAAGAUAGCAGGAGUGCCAAAAGGAGAAUUUCAGAAAAGGGUCAAAAAAUGUCUGAAAAGAUCGGUCGGUUGCAGUUGGAGGUAGAGAAGAUGCAGUUAGUUUUGUUCAAACUCGACGAUGACAAGGAAAACGAAGGAAGAACAAGAAUCCCAGAGACCAAAAAAAGAACUCUCCUGCGAGACUAUCUCUAUGGUAUGGUAAGAACAAGCCCAAAGAGAAAGAAAGCACCCUUUUGUGCAUGCUUCAAGCCUUCAAUAAAAGGGGACUGAAGGUAAGAGUUUCCUUUGAUUAGACAUUUUUUCCCUGAAGAAACUGUUGUACAUGUCAGGCCCUUAUAUAGUCAAGAGGAACUGUGCUCGGAAAUCUUGUUUCAUAUUAUGGCCUUAAUAAUUCCAAACUCGCCUACAACAUUUCUUUCGUCCGUAAAGAAUUCUUUCCCAAUUUAAUCUUUUAGCUGUAUGCUGUACAAUGUUGCUGCCAGUGAGAGUAUGAAGAGAAUGCUAGUCAUUGAAGUUAUCUUCCUCUUGAGUGCCAUAGAACUCCCAUUGCAACUAUUACAAAGCUGUGGGUACUUUCAUCCGCUUUCUUAACAUGAUUUUGUAGCACGCUAGAUGCCAGUAUAUACUGCCGGUUCUAAGGCUAAACUGAGCCAUGUCUUAUUGGGUUUAUGUUGUUUUAUAAUGUGUCAUGUUUAGCAGGUUCGUAUCUUAUUUAGUCAGAUUUGUAU
Ilex paraguariensis (yerba mate) is the source of this 6188-nucleotide messenger RNA. The record is from the annotation of a GenBank genome assembly. NCBI's taxonomy places the organism in Eukaryota, Viridiplantae, Streptophyta, Magnoliopsida, Aquifoliales, Aquifoliaceae.